This is a messenger RNA of Clupea harengus (Atlantic herring), 2734 nucleotides long. RefSeq lists its product as uncharacterized. The coding region runs from base 1371 to 2195 and encodes 274 amino acids. The record is from RefSeq and is a predicted model, not a curated record. Lineage: Eukaryota; Metazoa; Chordata; Actinopteri; Clupeiformes; Clupeidae. The transcript is spliced from 5 exons.
AUACGAAACAAGCCCAUAGCCAACCGCAUCUCGACUUAGUUUGCUGUGGGUGUGACCCUUGCUACAAUGUAUUCUUGACAAAGAAAUCUGAGCUGCAUGUUAUGGUCGGCUCAAGCCGCCAUUUCAAAGCAUAUUAUCCCAGAGGGUGAAUAUUUUUAUUUUAUAUAGAUGUUUCUAACCUCAAAAGUAUUAUAGAGUAGGCACGUUUGCAAGGGUUUUAUCUCUUUUAAAACGCUGCCCCCUCUGCACCCCAAGGUAAGCCUUUCUCAUAUUCCCUUCGCUAUUUUCACUAGAUACAGUUGGAGAGCAGUUUUUUGUCAACCACAAAGAUGACAAUUGAAUCAUUUAGGAACCCGCAUGUGACAGGUCUGCACAGACACUGAGCCAUGCGUCUAAACAGUAUGCUCACUGUAUAAUCCUUGAAAUACUAGCGACUGAAAUAACAAUACAUUCCAUUCCGGAUUAUUUUUAACGCGCAACAAAGGAGCUUUUUACGCUUUUAUAAAAUACAUAUUUCUGUUGGAAUGUCUUAACAGUGAAAUACUUCAGACACUUCAAAUCACGCCGGUUCUUACGGUAGGCUUAUUCAAACAGCCAAGUGUUUGGCUGAUUCGUAGUAGCAACAGCAUGAACAGCUAUAGAAUAACAAUUAUGAUUUUUUUUUUUUUCAUAGUCCCUCUAGACCAUGCCAGUGUUACCUGUAACAUUUUAGUAAUUUUAAUGGAUCUCGACGUGUGCAUUGCUGAUGGAAGACUUGAGAAGGUAUACACUUGAACUGAUGUCUCGCGCUACAUGCCUAGUCAUUAUAGAGAUGACAGUUAAUUAUUGUUCAAUGUUUCCAUUGUUUUCAUUUUUUUUUUAACACCAAAGUAGCCUACAGGUUUUUCUCUGAUCCGAAGUUGUUAGGACUAAAUUAAUGACUUUUAACGUAUCCGUAAAACAAAUAAGAGUUCAAAUCAGCAGAUGGGUUGUUACUCCAUAAUAACAACAUUAAUGCACGGCCUGUAUCCCCGGAACAUAUAACAAGUGUUCGUUCAUACUGUUAGAAUCAAUAACAGGCUACCCACUGUCCUUGCACAUGCUAUAGGGAAGCAAGAAUACCGGGGGCAAUUUGAUAUUUAGGCUAAGUACACUUGACAUCUCGUGUUGAGAGUUUCUCAGCUGUGCGCCACAAAUUGUCUGCGAAGGGGUGGCAAGUAGCAAGCCAGGGAUACAUUUACCCCGACGUCAUUCGGUAUGUUAGUCGGCUUUAAAAUAAGCUCCUUUGUGAAUUUGCUAAACCUGGAUGUCAUGGAUCUCGCAGUCAGCCUACAACUGCUAUAUCCAUCAAGCUAGUAGAGACAUUCCGAGGCGACACCAUACUAUAGCUGAUGGACGCUGAAACAGAGCAAGUCGAGGAGCAAACAGACAUCCCAGCAGCCCCCGCAGAGGAAACGCCACCUGAGACCAAAAACAGGCCAGGCAAACACCUAGACCGUGGGGUGAAAGGUCGUGGACGUGGCUGCCGGAUGGGCCGAGGGUGGCGCGGAGGUCGUGGCAUGAUGAAGGCGUUCGGACCCCCAGGGCGGGGCAGGGGUAGAGGGCACGAUGGGUUAAUGAAUGGGUUUGGGCCCAUGAGGUACACUACAGAGCACUUCCUCCUUUUUUUAUUAUAUGUGGUAUUCUUGCUUUCUUGUUUUGUACAGCACAGUGACAACCACAGCUUCUCACUUCUCUCACUGUUUUCACACGCUUUCGUCUGUCCCAAGAAGGGGCAUGGGAGGGAUGCGGCCGUACCCAGACCUCCGAGGCAGAGGCGGUGUGAGGGGAGGCCCAAGAGGCAUGGGUCCCCCACCUCCUCCUCCCCCACCCCUGCACCUGAGACCUUACCCUCCUAUGCACAGGCGUGGCCCCCCUCCACUCCCGCUUGGACCCCCUGGUUUCCGUGGUUGCCCGCCUCCUCCUCGAGGCCACAGCAGUCCCCCAGGCCACCAUCGUCACUUUCACCCCAGAGGGGGCACAGUCACCCUUUCCGAGGUGGUGUGAAGCGGAAGCAGGCCUUCCUCUCUCUCCCUCCUCCUUCUCUCCCGCGUCCCCAUCCCAGGGAUGUGCACUGUGGUGACUCACCCACUAACACAGGCCAGGUGAGAGAUAAACCUUUGCUCUUCAACCAGCUUAACACCCAGAACCCAUCAACUUUUUCUUCCAGGGGAUGAACACAGAGUCAGUGUUUCUGCAUAGCCAAACAAGUGAACUGUAAAUGAAAGGUAAACCAAACGCAACCUCUAGUCUCCUUACACAGGUAGUCUCCACAGCUAUUUCUAUUCCAGUCCCACAACCCAUAAUAAACAGUGAUGGUAGUCAUGCCUUCUACAUCUGAGUACAUAAGAGACUGCAAUAAGGGAAGAGGAUCGGUUAUUGCAUUCUCUCUGCUGCCUUUCGUGUGUCUGUGUGAGAUCUCCUCAUGAGUCACCCAACAUGACUCACUCGUAGCAGUGAAUAGUCUAUGCAUGAGUUGGUGUGAUCAGGCCAGAGGGCUCAGGCAGGAAGGCUCUCUGACAGAAAAGCUCAAAUUAGUAGUCAGCAGAGACCAGAAAACGGCACAAGGACAGUAAAGUUUUAACUAAAUAUUCUGUGAACGUUGUAUGUAUGGAGACCGACUACUCAGGUUUGUACAUGGUGAUUUUCUUGAACAUGUUUGCACAUUUGCACUGCUUUGUAUUUUGUUUUCACUCAUUAAAAUGUUUUUAAAACA